Messenger RNA from Nyctereutes procyonoides (raccoon dog), 2457 nucleotides. RefSeq names its product protocadherin beta 1 (gene PCDHB1). The transcript has a single exon. Gene Ontology annotation, molecular function: calcium ion binding. Bases 1 to 2457 code for a protein of 818 amino acids. NCBI's taxonomy places the organism in Eukaryota, Metazoa, Chordata, Mammalia, Carnivora, Canidae. Gene Ontology annotation, cellular component: plasma membrane. Gene Ontology annotation, biological process: homophilic cell-cell adhesion. The record is from RefSeq and is a predicted model, not a curated record.
AUGGCGGUUGCGCGCAGAAAAUUCUUGCAGAGCAGGCAAGUAGGGUCUCUUCUCUUUUUGUUGUGCAUAUCUACGGGGAGCGCGGCCACUAUCCGCUAUUCGGUGGCGGAAGAGAUGGAGAGUGGUUCGUUUGUGGCUAAUGUGGCCAAGGACCUGGGGCUGGAGGUAGGGAAGCUGGCUGCGCGGGGGGCGCGACUGGUUUCCGAGGGCAGCAAAGUGCAUUUCCGGCUCCACCGCAAGACAGGGGAUCUGUUCGUGAAGGAGAAACUGGAUAGGGAGUCGCUUUGUGGCAAAGCUGACCCGUGUGUGCUGCACUUUGAAAUAGUCCUGGUGGAGCCGCUGCAGUCCUUUCGUGCUGAGGUCAGGGUAUUUGAUAUCAAUGACAAUGCCCCGAUUUUCCUGAACAAGCAGCCGCUUUUAAAGAUUCCGGAGAGCACACCCUUGGGUUCACGUUUUCCUCUGCAGAGCGCCCAGGAUCUGGACGUGGGCCUCAAUGGUCUUCAGAACUACACCUUGAGCCCCAACGCGUAUUUCCACCUGCACACCCGUUUUCGCAGCCAAGGGCCCAAAUAUGCCGAGCUGGUCCUGGAUAAGCCUCUGGACAGAGAGGAGCAGCCUGAAGUCAACCUGACCAUUACGGCGGUGGACGGCGGGUCCCCACCCAAAUCUGGCAUCGCCCACAUCCGCGUGGAGGUUCUGGACGUCAAUGACCACGUACCUCAGUUCUCUAGACUGGUGUACCGCGUUCAGGUGCCGGAAAAUAGCGCCAAUGGUUCUUUGGUGGCCACUGUGAGUGCCACAGACCUGGACGAAGGCUCCAACAAGGAAAUAACGUACUCCUUAGCUCAAAACCCAGAAACAAUUCUCCAGACAUUUCAGAUUGACUCUCAAACUGGAGAGGUUCGACUAAGAGGGCCCCUAGAUUUUGAAGCAAUUGAAACAUACGAUAUUGACAUUCAAGCCACAGACGGAGGGGGCCUCUCUGCCCACAGCAAAGUCCUGGUGGAAGUGGUGGAUGUGAAUGACAAUCCUCCUGAGGUGACAGUCUCCUCUGUAUCCAGCCCUCUCCCCGAAGACUCCCCACUACAAACUGUAGUAGCCCUUUUCUCUAUUCGAGACCGGGACAUUCAGGUGGGAGGAAAAAUCAUCUGCUUCCUCAGAGAAGACCUUCCUUUUGCAGUCAAACCUACUUUCCGGAAUUCUUACUCACUGGUUACUGACAGAGGCUUGGAUCGGGAAGAGGUUUCCGGCUACAAUGUCACUGUUGUUGCCAUGGAUACUGGGCCACCCAGUCUGUUCACAGAAACUGUGAUUGAGGUGCUAAUAUCUGACAUCAAUGACAACCCCCCAGUAUUUCAGGAAGACUCCUACAUUUUGACUGUUCGAGAAAACAACAGCCCAGCAAUUUUUAUUGGCAAAGUUCAUGCUGAAGAUCUAGAUUUGGGUGAGAAUGCCCAAGUAACAUAUACUUUGCUGCCUCCAAAAAGUGGAGAUUUAGCCGUGUUUGCUUAUAUCUCCAUAAAUUCAGAUAACGGGAAGCUCUAUGCACUGAGAACCAUUGAUUAUGAGGCCAUUCAAGAUUUUCAGUUUGUGGUAAAGGCAACUGAUGGGGGCUUCUUGUCAUUGAGUAGCCAGGUUACUGUCAGAGUGGUUAUUCUGGAUGACAAUGACAACCGCCCAAUGAUCUUGUACCCACUGCAGAAUGGCACCUCACCCUGCAAUGACUUGGUGCCCAGGUCUGCAGAUGUGGGCUACCUGGUAACCAAGGUAGUGGCUGUGGAUGGUGACUCAGGUCGGAAUUCUUGGCUCUCAUAUCAUCUCCUUAAGGCCACUGACCCUGGGUUAUUCUCUGUUCAACAGCAAAAUGGGGAAAUCCGUACAUUGCGGCAGAUAUCUGAGAGAGACCCUAUGAUUCAGAAACUGAUCGUUCUUGUUCAAGAUCAUGGCCAACCAGUUCUUUCCACUACUGCCUCACUCAACAUCUUGCUGGUAGAUGGAUUUUCUGAACCUUAUCUGCAAUUCCGGAAUCCAUCCAAGAAUCCUACAAGGGUAAAUCCAUCCACUAAAUAUUUGGUCAUUUCUCUAGCUGUGCUUUCCUUUCUCUUUCUCCUGUCUGUCACAGUGAUCUUUGUUCUUCACAUCUACCAGAAGGUUAAAUAUAGAGAAAAGUUCACAGUUCAAGAGCAUUUCUAUGAUGACUGUAAUUUCCCUAACAACCUGGUACAAGGAGGGGCCAGUGGGUCUUUAUCUCAGCCGUGUCCCUAUGAAAUGUGCUCAGCCACUGGCACCAGCAAUAGUGAGUUUCGGUUUCUUAAGCGCUUUAUGCCCAACUUUCCCUUCCCCCAUGGCACUGGAGAGGCAAAAACAGAGGCUUGCUCCAGUUUACCACCAGAUUCUGAGAGGAAUAGGUCUCAGGGGUCAGAGGAUCAUGGUCGAGUAUCCGACAACUGUAUGUAG